CUUACUAUCUCCAAUAAAAGGAAAAAAAGAAAAAAAGAAAAAAAUAAUCUCCAUUGGAUGGUUCCUAGGGUUUGAACGACUGUAGGAGAAGAAAAGGAGGAAGAAGAUCAUCCGUCGACUUUUUCUCUCUUCUCUGCGAUUCAGGUUUGCUAAUUAUCAUCAAUGGCAAGGUUUAUCUGAGACAUUGGCAAGACCGAGUAAUAUAUAAUUGUUAUCUUUGAACUUUUGGCUUUAUAUCUGUGGAUAGGGAUUGAUCUUGUGGGUAAAAAUGGAAACGAAGUUCACAAAGGUAUUGGAUAAUGGCCGUCGAGUUGUGGUUGACUUGAAAAGAAAGCGGGCAGCACGCUGUGAAGCAUAUUUCACUGGCAUAGCACGCAAGGUAUUGUCCCAGCAGACCGCCUUAAACUCUUCCAUUUAUAAGAUGGGAAAGCGGAGGAAAUUGAAUGGAUCCAAAAGCAAGUGCGGUUGUUGUGCUUCUCAUCUAAAAAAAUCUUUACUUCGAUAUUAUUCAAAUUUUUCGAGAAGUGGGAUUCCACAACGUUUGAUGUUUUAUCAGAAUGGUGAAUGGAAUGAUUUUCCUCAUGAUUUGAUUGGAUUGAUUAAAAAAGAUCUUCAGGUGAAGAAGGCAACCACUGAGGUGGAGUUUAAUGGCCGCCUCUUUGUGCUAGAUUUUUUGCAUAUGAUGAGGUUGGACAUGAAGACAGGUUUACAGCAGCCUAUUGCCUGGAUUGAUGAAGCAGGCAAAUGCUUCUUUCCAGAAAUCUUUUCUGCUGAUGAGGAACUCCCUGAGUGCUGCCACCAUGAAUUUGAGAAAGAUGAGGAACAUCUUUUUUCAGAGCCGCAUGGGUACCAGGAUAUCAGGCUGCAGCUUGAGAUUGAAGUGAAUGGAUCAGAUUGCUCUAAGUUUAACGAACAUAGUGGGGAGUCAAAUGCAGUUAAUCAGCAAAUUCAAGUUGAUAAGAAACAUGCCAGCGACCAUUGUGAUGUAGAAGUCGAGGAUAGUUGUGUCAGAGCAUCUGAUCGAAAAGUUGAUGCAGCUGUUGGGGAAAAUCAACAGAUAGAGAAAAACAUGGUCACCGGUAUUGCUGCUAUACAUGGAGAUGUGGAUUAUGAUGCUGUGAGGAAAAUGUUUUUUGCGGGUAUGGGUUCAUUUGCCAAUGCAGACAUUGUUGACAUAUAUCGUGGCUCGAGUACUUCAAUGCAAGCUCGAUUGGAGCUCUUCCACAAGCAAGUUGAAAUCACCAAGAAAUUUCGUGGGGACGCAAAUGUGCAAUAUGCUUGGCUUCCUUGUUCUAAAGGAGUUCUGUCUAGUAUCAUGAUGUAUGGACUUGGGCAUUGUGGAACAUCCAAAAUUAAAUCCACGUAUGGCAUUGGUGUUCAUCUUUCACCUGCAAACUGCACUAUUACAAGUGCAAGCUAUUGUGAUGUUGACGAAAAUGGGGUACGACACAUGGUGUUCUGUCACGUAAUAAUGGGAAAUAUGGAGGUUGUUCAUGCAGGAUCUAAACAGUUCCAUCCAAGUAGUGAGGACUUUGAUAGUGGAGUUGAUGAUAUGCAUACUCCAAGACAGUACAUAGUAUGGAAUGUGAAUAAGAAUACUCAUAUUUACCCAGAAUAUGUUGUUAGUUUCAAGGUCUCUUCUGAUGCUGAAGGGUUACUGGUUGGAAGUGAGAGCAAGCUUGAUAUUUCAGGAGUCACUACCUGUUCUCAGGGGCCUCAGGUCCAGUUACAGUUGGAUCCAUCUCUGGCUCAAUUAGGAAUUAAUAAUUGCCAUCAGGUUCCAGUUGAGAGAUGUCAAGAAAGAGCUUCUAAUCUGUGUUCAAGCAUUACAAGAACUCCUAAUUCCCCUUGGAUGCCUUUGCCAAUGUUGUUUGCAGCCAUCUCAAAUAAAGUCCCUGUUAAUGAUAUGGAACUAAUUGAAACUAAUUAUGAGUUGUUCAGGAGUAAAAAGAUAAGUCGGGAUGAUUUUAUUACGAAGUUGAGGUUGAUUGUUGGAGAUACUUUGCUGAGGUCCACAAUAACAAAUCUUCAGUCUAAGGAAAAGAACAAAAUUCUAUGUGGAAAUGAUGCCAAGCAGUGUUGUGAAAAGGUUGAAUUUGGUGUGGAUCAGGUAAUGUCAAAAUCUAAGAAUGAAUUGGGUGCAUCUAAACUGGUAGAAAGUUCGGGUGGCCUCUAAUUGAUCACAUCUCUACUUUUGGUAUGGUCUGUUUGGCUCUUUAAAGACUGCUGUUUUUUCAUGUAUCCGAAGGCUACUUGAUGUUUUUGUGCUAGAAAUGCGUCGACGUGAAGAUGUGAAUAUUUGGGUAGACCUGCUUGAAUAGCUUCAGGUUUGAAGUAUUAUGGAAACUGGUUUAAGUUUUUCCUUCCCUUCUUUUCUUGAUAUUAAACAAUUAUCCCCGGCUUAGUGAACUGAUAUAUUGUGAUUGGUGGAACUCCUUUUUGAUUUGCAGUUAAUAUUUAUCUGUUUGUGAUUCUUCCAUUUGUUA
Camellia sinensis is the source of this 2486-nucleotide messenger RNA. Lineage: Eukaryota; Viridiplantae; Streptophyta; Magnoliopsida; Ericales; Theaceae. The record is from RefSeq and is a predicted model, not a curated record.